Messenger RNA from Helicoverpa zea (corn earworm), 1269 nucleotides. Its product is annotated as acyl-CoA Delta-9 desaturase-like. The coding region runs from base 63 to 1142 and encodes 359 amino acids. Lineage: Eukaryota; Metazoa; Arthropoda; Insecta; Lepidoptera; Noctuidae. The transcript is spliced from 7 exons. The record is from RefSeq and is a predicted model, not a curated record. Gene Ontology annotation, cellular component: endoplasmic reticulum membrane. Gene Ontology annotation, biological process: unsaturated fatty acid biosynthetic process. Gene Ontology annotation, molecular function: iron ion binding; stearoyl-CoA 9-desaturase activity.
UCUAAGGGUUGUAGUAAUAGGAUAGUUUUUCAGUGCGUUUCUGCUAUAUAAAGAAGGAGAUCAUGCCUCCUCAAGUGGAUCCCGUCCCCAGCGGAGUAGUCUUCGAGUCAGACACUCAGACCACGGACCUCGGUCUCGCCAAAGAUGUAUCAGUACUGAAGCACGCGAGUCCAAGGAAACAUGAAUAUGUAUGGUUCAAUAUAUUCUGGUUCCUGUACCUUCACAUCGCGUCACUUUAUGGAUUGUAUCUCGUUUUUACUUCGGCGAAAUGGCAGACUAAUGUGUUUGCAUUCGCCGUCCAUCUUAUGUGCGCCAUAGGAAUCGGCGCAGGAUCUCAUCGCCUUUGGACACACAGAUGUUUCAAGGCUCGCACUCCUCUCCGCAUAGUGCUCAUGUUAUGGCAAACUAUGGGUUUUCAGGACUGCAUAUUCGAGUGGGCGCGUGACCACCGCACUCACCACAAAUACGCGGACACUGAUGCCGACCCCCACAAUGCGGAGAGAGGCCUCUUCUUCUCUCACAUGGGCUGGCUUUGCUGCAAGAAGAGUCCUGAAGUCAUCGAAGGAGGCAAACGCAUUGAUCUCAGCGAUUUGUAUGCCGAUCCUGUUGUCAUGUUCCAGAAGAAGCACUACAUGAAAAUGAUGCCUCUCCUCUGCUUCGUGCUUCCCACCGUGGUGCCGGUCUACUUCUGGGGCGAGACCUGGAUGAACGCGUUCUUCAUUCCCACCAUCCUGAGGUACACUUGCGGCAUCAACGUUGUCUGGAGUGUCAACAGCUUCGCUCAUACCUUCGGAUACAGACCUUAUGACAAGUCACUGAACCCUCGUGAGAACAUUGGAGUGUGGAUGAUCUGCGUGGAAGGUUUCCACAACUACCACCACACUUUCCCAUGGGACUACCGUGCGACUGAACUUCCCCUGUACAACAUGCUCACACCUACCAUCGUGUUCAUCGAGCUCAUGGCAAAGAUUGGGCAAGCAUACGACUUGAAAUACGUGUCCCCCGAAAUUAUCAAACAGCGUGCACACCGUACUGGGGACGGCACACAUCACCUAUGGGGUUGGGACGACCCUGAAUUCACCGAGAAACUCAAAGAAAAAUACGGCGCGGUCAGCCACAGUGAAGACAGGAAACAAGCAUAAUUUAUCUGUCUCCCCCCAUUUACUUUUAAUGAAGACUGUAGUAGAUUAAUGGUGUACAAUUUCUGAACCGAAUGUAUUAGCGUAAGUAAGCAAAAUAAUGAAUUGAAUAAAGAUUAUUUUUUUCAAA